AUGGAGAAUCAAUUUACAUUAAAUUGGCUGCCGGGAAGGACAAAGUUGAUUCCUUCACUCAUAGGAAAAACUAAUCCAACCUACCAACUUGUGCAAGUUCGAAGAGUUCAAACCGGUAAAACGUUUGAAGAAUUGGCGAUGAAAACUAAAGAAAUUAGAAGAAAAGAUUGUGAUUCGUAUAAACUUCACAAUUCUCGAAAACUUUCAUCGAAUGAUCUUUUUCAUCUAUAUGGGGUAUAUGUAGGGAACUAUGGGGCUGAAGUCUUGCAACAAUUUGGGGGCUAUAAAGACUCAAAUAGGGAAGCAACCAUAAAACCUCUAGUCCAGAAUGAAUAUUUGAUCGUCAUCAACAACAACAACAUCAACAACAACGUGGUCUUGAUAAUGAUGAUUUAUGACCAUGAUGAUGAUGAUGGUGGUGGUGGUUAUGGUAAUAGUCGCGAUUAUAGAGAGUAUCUCUAUUACAAGAACCAAUCAGUAGGUGGAGUGAGAGACAACCGCCAACCAAUGAGAAUGGAGAACGCUGAUGACGUCAGAAUGAAUUACGCAGUCGUGAAAGGCCCAAGAUGGAAGGCCAGCUCGUCAUCAUAUCAUUAUAGCGAAAAUGAUGAUCGUGAUGAUGGUGAUGAUGACGUUCGUCGUUACUAUAGCGACAAAUAUAAUAAUAAUAACUAUAAUAAUAAUAAUUACUAUGUGGCAAACAAAAAACGUUCAUCUCAGAACGCAUCUGUUGAGUUGUCGGACAGAAAGCUGGCCAUCUUCAGCAAAGACAACGAAACAUAUGACUACUACAUCAACAACAACAACAAACACGUAAACAAACGCCUAAACAAGAGUGUAAACAAGAACAUCAUCAACAACAACACCACCAUCACUAUUGAAGACGACGACGACGACGACGAUGAUUAUCAAAAUUUUUUGCAAUGGAAACGAGCACAGAAGCAAAAACAAAGGGCAACCAGCCAAUCACAGCUCGUCGUUCAAACGGAAGACGAAGCCGUAUUCACUUCCGGUCAUUACGAAGACAGGAAUGUGCAUAAAAACAGAGAUGGGUAUAAGAUCAGAAAUAGGGAUGAACACGGUUACUCGGAUAACGAAAUACCGAGACGAAUAAAUGCCGCUAAAAUGUCGGUUAUAAAUAUCGACAAUGAUUUUGACAAUAAUUACAACAACAACAUUAGCAACAACAACAACAUCAACAACAACAACAACAACAAAAUAAAUAAAAUUAAGAACGAUGAUGAUGACGAAUACUACAAUUCAAGAGAUAUCAGAAGAGGUGCUGGUAAUGAUGGCAAUGUUGGUGCUGAUAAUGAUGAUGACGAUGACGACCGUGGUUUUGGUGACGAUGAUCGUGUUGCCAACGGGAGAUCCAAAAACGCGAGAAAAUUUGAUGAAAAUCGAAGGGUGGCCCCUAGCAGUGAGGGAACGGCACCAGCUGGCAAACCUGUCGACGAUUUUUACGAGUACAGACAGGAAGUUAAAAAAAUGUUACAAGUUGAGAAAAAUUUGGCACCGCAAAAUUUUAAGAAUGAAAAUAAUUCUGCGCUACAUAAUGAAAAUAUUUCUCGGGAUUAUUCCGACCGAGAAACGAUAUGUUUGAGAAAAAGUGACGACGGUGAUGAUGACCAAUCGCCGUCACUAAUAGCGAAAAAACCGGACUUAGCUGAGGUCAAAAUCUCGCAACAAAAACAACAACCCCAACAACCACAACAGCCACAACAACCCCAACAGCCACAGCAGCCACAACAACCACAGCAGCUACAACAGCCACAACAACUACAACAACUACAACAAAGCAAUGUAAAAAACACCGGCUUGUUGUAUACGAAACCUGACAAAGCCAAUAAACAACGCAAGCAGUACCAGCUACAACAACUUCAAAGAUUGAUGGACUUCGGUAAGUCGAACCCGCAACGGUCGAAUAGUAUCGAGUUUGUCGGUGUCGACACUUUCAACCAACAGCAGCAGCAGCAGCAACAGCAGCAGCAGCAACAGCAGCAGCAGCAACAGCAGCAGCAGCAACAGCAGCAAAAACAGCCGCCGUUAAGAUCGACUAGUAAAUUAAAUCGAUCCCAGUUCUAUCACGAAUUCGAGGUGAGGCUUCUCGGUUCCGUGCCACUAACUCAAUCCGACCUGGCCCCCAGAAAUAGGGAUGUGCAGAUUGGUAAGUGCAUCGAGAAUUUUAAAGGACAGAUUAAGGAAAACAAGAAGAAUAAAAAAAAUUCGAGCUCCGGAGGCUUUCAAAUGCUGAUGCAAAUUUUGAGUUGGGACUUGAAUCUGGUCAAGACGGAUACGAACACAAUCGUUAAAACGCACUCACUUGAAAAAAUAAAAAUGUGGAAAACCGGAAGUGGAAAUAAAUUGAAUCACGUGUUCGCUUACGUAAUCGAGGAACCAAUAGGCGAUAGUUACUCAUGUUGGGUGUAUCUAACUGCCCUACCUUCCUCGAAAGUAACAUCGGCUCUCAGCCUGGCCGUCAACAGUGUCAACCAGAGUAUCAGCAACCGUGGUGACGAUGAUGAUGUCAUUGGCCGUCUUGAUAACGAUACCACCACCACCACCACUACUACUACUACUACUACUACCAAUAAUAAUAAUAAUAAUAACAAUAAUACAAAUAAUAACAGCAAUAAUAAUAAUAAUAAUAGAAUCAUGAGCAAGGACGGCAGGUACGUCAAUGUCAGCAUCACAGCUGGUGGGGAAAAAAACUCACCUAGAACAGAUGACUUCGACGACGACGACGAUGAUGAUCGUAAUUUCGGUGCUGAUAAUGAUAACGUUAAUAAUAAUAAGAAUAAUAAUAAUAUUAACAAAUCAAAAGCAGUUGUUUACAAAAGUCAGGAUAGAGAUUUUAACAAUGGCAUGCCAAGCAUAGCUGUCACGAUACCCAGCAAUGAACGCGGUGGUAAUAGUAAUAGUUUCAAUAAUAAUAGUAAUAAUAAUAACCGAGCAAACAAUAAUAAUAAUAAUAACAUCGGUAUUGGCGGUGAACAGGUAAAAUUUAGACAGGAUGUUAGCUUAAGUGCUAGAAAUAACAACAACAACAAUAAUAAUAAUAAUAAUUAUAAUUAUAAUAAUAAUUACAAAUUGGAUGUGGAUCCCAGCAGAAGGCCGUCGAUAAAAACCAAUAAAAAUGAAUCUCUCUUAGUUGUUAGAGAACCGUCGCGAAAGAAUGCAACUGCAACUGCUGCUGCAACUAAUGAAGACAGACUCCAACAGAAACAACGAAAUUAUCGCAAUAGUUUGGACUUGCAACCACAACUGCAACCACAACUGAGACAUCCUCAAAAACUUCAGCAACAGUCUAGAAUUCAACAACAAAAACAACAGCAACAACAUUUUGGUUAUUACCAAGACCAGAGGCAUCAACAACAACAGCAACAACCAUUAACACCCCGACAACAUCAUCAUCAACAACAACAACAAAAACAUCAACAGCAACAUCAACAUCAACAGCAACAACAACAACAGCAGCAGCAACAACAAAGAAAUUUCAGGUACAGCCAACAAAUUUCGCUCACGAGCAAAGAACCACCUCUUAAAAAGAACCCGGAAUAUAACAUCACCCAACACAAAUCUACAAUAACGAUUUCCCAAGAUUCAGACGCUGAAAUAAGACACCAUUCCCAUUCGCCGAACAAACAAUCAGCACAUCCUUAUUUUAGGCCAGCCAAUGAGCGUGAGCUAGCGAACGGAGCUCAUAGAAGAGAUUUUUCAAACCCUGCAGUCCCUAGAGAUAUAAACAUUUUAAGGGUUAAAACCCACGAACUAACGAGCUCUGCCAGAAAUCGAUCGCCCAAUCAGAUGAAGAGUCCUAGAAUACUGGACGUUGAUUGGUCGAAAAAUAGUUUACCUGCUGGGGAUAUUCAAACCAGAGGACCUAUCUCGCCGAAGAUUGCUGGAUCUAGCGUGAUGUCAGAACACGAGCUUUCUUGUGAGGUCGACUGUUUCUACUUGGGUCUCGUCAAAGUCGACCAAGCCACGGGGAGUGAUGUCAUUAGAAAGUCGUCCGAGAUUUUGAUAUCAGACGUGCAGACGACCAAAUGGAUGAAGGUUCAAGUUCAGAUCAACCCGCUAUAUAUUUGCACUGUCAACUAUAAUAACCCUGAUGACAUCAUUUACUACUGCAGAAUAAAAUCAGUCUCUUACAGCGGCGUAUCUAUAAGGAACCAAAAGAGUGCUACGUUCAAGCGAUGCGGCAUCAAUUGA
Messenger RNA from Helobdella robusta, 4212 nucleotides. RefSeq lists its product as hypothetical. Bases 1 to 4212 code for a protein of 1403 amino acids. NCBI's taxonomy places the organism in Eukaryota, Metazoa, Annelida, Clitellata, Rhynchobdellida, Glossiphoniidae. The transcript is spliced from 12 exons. The record is from RefSeq and is a predicted model, not a curated record.